This is a messenger RNA of Spodoptera exigua (beet armyworm), 3719 nucleotides long. The record is from the annotation of a GenBank genome assembly. NCBI's taxonomy places the organism in Eukaryota, Metazoa, Arthropoda, Insecta, Lepidoptera, Noctuidae.
GGUUUUCAAGUCACCAAAAAAAAAACAACUUAUCCGCUCGUUCGCUGUCCGUCUUGUGAUUUUUCUCCUUGUUUCUUAAUUUCAUGAAAACUAACGGAAAAUAGAAUGUAACAGUAAAAUUCUCUAACGAAAUGGAUUUCAAUUAGUUCCAAGUGUUAAUAUGUAUAUGUGUUAAUAACUCCCUUUACUUCAAUCUGUUUAUCAUGUGUGGCAAAUACAUCAAUAAAAGAAUGAAACAUACUUACGUUUUGUAGUAAACUAGAACAGCGAUAGUGUAAAAAAUGGAGCACUCGGAUUUAGUGGCCGAGAUGGCUCAGGUGGAACACCUCACCACACAGGAGAGGCUCCACCUAGCACGAAGACGACGAAUGCAGCAGUUAAAACUAUGGCAGCAACGGGAGAAAGAAUGGCUGCGUUCUCGAGCGAAACGGGAGAAGAGCAACAAGCGGAGUAUAUACUUUAGUGAUAGCGUGAUGUUGCUGGAAGCUGCGGCUAGGAACGAUAUAGACGAAGUGCGGCGUUUACUGUCCCGCGGCGUGACGCCGGACGCGACAAACGAGGACGGCCUGACGGCGCUGCACCAGUGCUGCAUCGACAACAACGAGGCCAUGAUGCGGCUACUGCUCGACCACGGCGCCAACGUCAACGCCGAGGACAGCGAGAAGUGGACGCCGCUACACGCCGCCGCCACCUGCGGGAACCUCAACCUCGUGCGGGUACUCAUACAGCGCGGGGCCAACCUCCUCGCCGUCAACGGCGACGGCAACAUGCCCUACGACAUCUGCGAAGAGGAGCGGACGCUGGACGCGAUAGAAAGCGAAAUGGCCGCCAGAGGCGUUACCCAAAGGUUAAUAGACGACACACGAGCUUCGACCGAAAUGAAAAUGUUGAGGGAUGUCGAUGAAUUAGUGAAAGCAGGGAUGGAUUUGGAUGAACCAAGGGAUAAUCAGGGUGCGACGCUUUUACACAUAGCGUCAGCGAAUGGUUACAUCAAGGUGGUGGAAUAUCUACUGGAGCACCGCGCCUCCACCGACGUGGUGGACCACGACAUGUGGCAGCCUGUACACGCCGCCGCCUGCUGGGGACAUUUGGAGGUUCUAGAACUGUUAGUACAAUAUGGCGCUGAUCUCAACGUGAGGAAUAAGCACGAUGAAACGCCAGCUGAUAUUUGUGAGGAGGGUGAGCUACGCGCGCGCAUAUUGCGGCUGGCGGCGGACCAGGAGGAACUGAGGCGACACGCGGCCGCCGACCGCCUGCGGACGGCGCGACGGUCCUCUUCCAGCGCUAGCACUAGCCGCAGGGUCCGGUCGGUGCGGCGCACGUCGCUGCGUGAGAAACAGCUGACGGCCAAGGCGGACGUACGCGGCGAGGCGCGACUCAGGGAGACCUUCGACUCCGCUGUCGAUGACGAGCUACAGGGCCUAUCAAAUGGCGUGGAAAACGACCAGAACACCGCGAACCUACAACCGCUGGAGUUGUCACACAAGCGGCUAUCGAAUAGUUCUACCACCUCAAACCAGAGCUACGACUCGACCGUGGAGUACGCGGUGCCCAAGCACUCGUACAGCCAGCGCGGCGGCUCGCAGCGCGCCAGCGACGUCAGCGACCUCUCCGACCUUGCGCCCUCGCGCCACCACAAGAUCUCCAACCCUCUGUUCGGGGUUAAUGCCGCCUCGCACUACGCGCCCGGCGCACAGCCCGCGCCCUCCGCGCAACACGAAGCCGUCAACGAACAAAACAAACAUUACGAAAGAACGAGCUUACCCAAUGGCGUUAGAAAAGCGCCCGAGGGACAGGACAAUGAGAUUAUCAAAAAUGAGGACGCGAUAGACGGUAGGAAAGAACUGGUUGUGAACCCCAACCAGAUCGCGAUCACUGAAGGCGGCACCGCGACCUACACCACAGACAAUAAUGGUAAAAUCAAUGUUCAUGUCACCGUCAUGAUUAACGCAGGAACUCUCGCAGAUUUGAAGAAGCAGCGAUCUCAGAUUCGAACAAACGGCAGCCCGGUAGAGAGUAGCCUGACGUCGACCAACAACCACAGCAUGAACUCGCUGUCGGAGGUGUCGAAGGCCGACAUGCCGGUGCAGCUGAACCCGCUCAGCCUGUCGCCCAGCGCCGCCAGCGUGCCGCGCUUCUCGGGCAACACCAGCGACGUCGUCGGCGACACGCGCUCGCGGCGCUGCUGCAUCAUCAUGUAACACCAAAAUGCACCGACCACUGCGGUAAGCGUACAAGUCUGAUUGUCAUUCCAAAACCGAUUUUCAAAGGCUUUUGGACCACUCGCCCGGUUGACUAUUUCAAUCUUAAAAAUUGUGAUUACGGCUCUGGAGAUUAUUAUAGAACAAGAGUACUUUUUUGUUUGCCGCGACUGAAAUAUUGGAAUUAUCGGUCGAAAGUCAAUCGACGGGUGGCGAGUCCGGUAGAGAAAAUUAUAACGUAAUAUAUGAAUGUUGCCGAUAGAGUAUUGCCAUGUUUGCUCACAAAGCAAGGGCUUGCCAAUGGCUGGAAAACAGUGUGAUAGAUAUAUAAGAGCUCAACAAUUAUUGUAUUUUAGCAUUAAGAAAACUUGCUGGUUGCUAAUAUUUUACAUAGCGUUACAAGUGAAUCCUAUAUUGCAGUUAUUGUCAUUAUAUUUAAGUAUUGUAUUAUAUUUCCUGAACAUUCCAUUAUUCAUUUAUAUUGUUGAAAUGUUUAAUUUAUUGUAAAUAAUUUAAUUUCAUUGUAAAUUUGUAUGUUACAGUAUUCUUUGAAUGUUUCCAAUUAUUAUUUAAUGUUACAUAAAAUGCAUAAUAAGCAUUUGGAACAGAACAAACCGUAAUCGCAAUAAUGAUCGUAUCGAUUGUUCGGAAGUGCCUGUAGUAUUGGUCUAUAAUGCUGCUAUGUAUAACAUAGUAUGAUUUAAUUACUAAAUACGAUUUAUUUAAACAAAACUAAUAAAUUAUUUUAAUAGUAUUAAGUAAAUAAUAUAUACCUUACGGAGACGAAAGUAAAAAGUUAUUUAAAUCUUGUAGAACAGAAGAGUUGAGUAAAUCCUAACUGAAUUACUGAACCUAGCUGCGAUAACUGCCUUAGUUUCAUCGGACCACUCUAUGGCAAUAAAAUAAUAUCACUAGAGUUAUAACAGAUAUAAACAUAGUACUUAAUAUGGAUAUACAUUGUAAUACGUAUCAUACUUUCACAGUUUUAACAAUUAGAUAUUAUGCCAUCAGUAAUUAUACUAUUCAAAAUUAUAGUAAUCAUCAUUAAAUUAUAACAUUAAAUAUUCUUAAUAAUUAUCCAAAUGACUUGUCUACUAAAAUAAUAAUACUAUGAAUAAAGUAAUUUCUAAAUGUUAAAUAAUCAAUUAAAUGAAGUGUUUGAGUUACAAUUUCAAAUUAAGACUGGAUAUGUUGUGUAGGUUUUAUAUUUAUUAGUAGAAUACUUUCGGCAGCAUGUGCUACUACAUUUGAUUAUUACAAUGCAUAUGCGCAGUAACCGAAGCGUAUGUUCAUUCAGUACCUACACCAAAUACAACAUAGUAUAGGGAAUUUUGAGACAGCUGAGAUCGUGUAUUGCGACUGAACACCACACGACCAAACACAAAAGGUGUUCCUAAUAUGAAGCAGUUUUGAAAACAAUUAAUUAUGUAAGAAAGUCGGUAUGAUAAUCAUUGUUUAUGUGAACUUCGCGAUAAAAUGUUUACUUUAUAAAGUUUGGUAGAUGAAAUAAAACUAUAU